This is a messenger RNA of Brassica oleracea var. oleracea, 924 nucleotides long. RefSeq lists its product as uncharacterized. The transcript has a single exon. The record is from RefSeq and is a predicted model, not a curated record. Bases 1 to 924 code for a protein of 307 amino acids. NCBI's taxonomy places the organism in Eukaryota, Viridiplantae, Streptophyta, Magnoliopsida, Brassicales, Brassicaceae.
AUGAGGGCUCAGCUGCAAAGCAUGAACUCCAAAGUCCAUAAGGCAACCAGCGCAGCACCAGAGAUCGAUCGUGUACUCCGCGAGACCCAGAAUACACCUUUUACAACUCGUCUCCUCAGUAUCCCAGUUCGACAUCAGAAGAACAAAAUCAAACUCCCGACUUAUAACGGAACAUCUGAUCCAAGAGAGUAUCUUACUGCCUUCAGCAUCGCAACAGGGAGAGCCAAUUUCUCACCAGAAGAACGCGACGCCAGUCUCUGUCAAUUGUUUGUGGAAAAUUUGAGCGGACUCGCCCUCGGUUGGUUCUCCCGCCUUGAAACCCAUUCUAUCGACAACUACAAUCAACUUUCGACGGCCUUCCUCAAACACUACUCGUUGUUUAUCCAACAGAGUGCAACUAAUGCCGACCUAUGGACUCUAAACUCAAGAACCUACGAAACACUACGCUCGUACAUCGACAAGUUCAGAGCCAUUGUUUCUCGCAUCACCGUACUUGACGAAGCAGCAGUCCACGCACUCCGAAACGGUCUUUGGCACGAAUCACCAUUCCGAGAAGAGCUCAUGAAGUAUACACCACAGACUCUGGAAGAUGCACUCCAUCGGGCGAUAACUUUCAUCGAAAUCGAAGAAGAUAAAGCUGCAUUCAGCAAAAAACACGCAGCCACCAAAAAAUCAUCUUCGAAAGAUAAAGAGCCUAACGAAUACUACAAACCUAGACAGCAUUAUGACAAAACGUACAUAGAUGGAAAGAGCAGAAAAGCACCCAAUUAUCAAAUCAGCGACCAACCAUCCAGUCGCUCCACAGGAAAGCAGGCUCGCAACAGUCAAGGAUCAGAAGAUGCCCAGGCAUAUUGCAGUUCUAUAAAAAAUAUAAAAAAUCUACCUAAGAAGAAGGCGCAAGCAAGAAGACCGGCACACCCCUGA